Molecule: messenger RNA, 838 nt
Organism: Neolamprologus brichardi
Lineage: Eukaryota; Metazoa; Chordata; Actinopteri; Cichliformes; Cichlidae
Source: RefSeq, a predicted model, not a curated record
AUGUUCCUGAUCAGUGGACACAAACGCCUGACCACAGCUAUCUACGCCCAGAUCCCAGACACAGAGGUGAAAUUCAUUUCUCAGAAUAAAGAGACAAGGGAAGAGGGUGACGAGGACAGUCAGCCAAUCAGAGGAGUGUUUACCAUCAGCCAGAGAGCCGCUGUGCUUCUGCAGGGAGGACAGGCUCUCAUCACCUUUGAGGAGGAGAAAGUGGCUCGCCAGAUCCUGAAAAUUGCCAAGUGCUCUGUGUCCUGUGAGAACAGCAGUUUGGACGUGAAGCCGAGAAGAAUCACCAUGGAUCCUGCUGUGAAGUUUGAGGUAGAUGCUGCAACAGUAUCAUCGGUGAAGUAUGACAAGAACACUGGGACUUGGUGUGUCACAUUUCUCCAACCUGGAGUUACUGAGAGCCUUGUCCUGAGGGGAAGGUACGACGUAGAGCUGGACACUGAAGUGAAGGUGCAGGUUGGACCUAUUUACGAAUACCAGCUGCGCAGAUUUCAGACCUUUUGUGGCUGUCCGAAGCGAACCAUCCUCCUGGAUGACAUUCAGGACAUGGUUGAUGAGGAAGACCUCCAGGACCAUCUGGAAAUCCAUUUUCAGAAGCCCAGCAACAGUGGUGGUGAAAUAGAGAGCAUCAAGUACAUCGCUAAACCGAAAGUCCUGCAGGCCUUUCUCUGUGAGAGCACAGAGGAGAAGGACGACAGUCUGUGAACCACCAUGAACUGCCCUAUAAUACAUAUAGGACAUGUAAGACGAGCUCCACCUGUAUUAAAGUACAUUUCUAAUCAUUUCCAAAUGUCUUGCUCAACCUGAAGUGAUACAUUGUAGAGAUUUCAUU